ACCGUUUGUGGAAUUCCCGCGAGAGUUAAUUUGAUUGGAUGUUAAUUAUUUGACUAAGCUACCUGUAUUUGACAUUGUGUUGUUAUUUCGCUGAACACUAGAUGGUUUAAUUUUAUUUUUGGUAGUGAAACGAGGCUACUCAGGCGAGAAAAAAAACUCACCCAAAUGUAUAGCCCUGUUGGAAAAUAUAAAUGGACUGUUUGAAAAUGUGAAGAAUUGUAAGAAUUGCGCGUGUACCCCAGUUUGGGAAUACCUGGCCUAAAAACAUGGUUAAAACUACAAUUUGAGACCAUGAAGAAUCAGUGGUCAGUCAUUGCAUCAAUAGCUCUGUCUUUGAAUUUGAGAGUGGUUACAUCCAUUCCCCCCCCUUUUUUUAUCUAAACGGGGUGAGCAGGUCUCUUUGUCAUUGUUUCAACUGCUGUGUGACGCUUUCAAAUAGUAUUUUUGUUUUUAUACACUUUUACGAUAUAGACAAUUGUGACUUUGUGGCUGUGGUAACAAGUGGAAACCCCAAGAUAAUUCACCCACAUCCCGGUUAGUGCUGCUGCGCAAGUUAUUAUUUUUUUUAACAAGAUCUGCGCAAGUAUGAAUAUGACCUACAUUACAUUCUUAAGAUCGGUAGUGUGAUCACUACGGAUUUUUGUUUUGUUUUUAAGAACCACAAAUGUUUACUGUUGCACAGGGAACAAUGCAUACUACUGGUAGAACUGCACUGUGAGCGGCCCUCAGGAACCAGAGGACCAGGUCUGACCACCCAGGCCCAGGGAGGGUGCAGGGUUCUGGGUGUAGGGUGCCCAGGCCACUGGGCCAAUGGAGCAGAUCCACUGGGUGAGACACCGCUGGCAGCAGCUGGUGGCCGCAGAGUCAGGUCGAGGUAGGUACUCGGCCCCUGACGCCGUGCCCACCAAGAGUUCCCCGAAGCUCCACAACGCACAGCUCACUGGCAAACGGAGGACGGUCAUCGCCCGCCAUGGACCCUACCAGCAUGAGUACGACAGCGUCUCCAAGGGAUGCCAGGGCAACGGCAUCCGCACCACCAAGUACAGCCUUCUGAGCUUCAUUCCCAUGAACCUGUUCCAGCAGUUCCACAGGGUGGCCAAUCUAUAUUUCCUGUUCCUGGUGAUGCUGAACUGGGUCCCGGUGGUGGAGGCCUUUCAGAAGGAGAUCACCAUGAUUCCCCUGGUAGUGGUGCUCAUCGUCAUCGCCAUCAAGGAUGCCCUGGAGGACUACCGCCGCUACCGUUUUGACCAGAAGGUCAACAACAACGUCGCCACAGUAUACAGCGGGAAACAGCAGACGUAUGUGGACCAGCGUUGGCAGGACGUCCGCGUGGGGGACUUUGUCCGUCUGUCCUGUAACGAGAUCAUCCCUGCAGACAUGCUGCUGCUGUACUCCUCUGACCUCCACGGCGUCUGCUACAUCGAGACGGCCAACCUGGACGGGGAGACUAACCUCAAACAGAGAGAGGUGGUCAGAGACCUGCCACAAGGUUCCGAGUUGACUCCAGAGAACUUCCACAGUCGCAUUGAAUGCGAGAACCCCAACAACGACCUCAGCCGGUUUCGAGGUUACAUGGAGCACCCCAGUAAUGCUCGUGUGGGCUUACACAAUGACAACCUCCUCCUGAGAAGCUGCACCAUCCGCAACACAGAGACCAUCAUAGGCAUCGUGGUCUAUGCAGGUCACGAGACCAAAGCCAUGAAGAACAACAGUGGGCCGCGGUAUAAACGCAGUAAACUGGAGCGCAGGAUGAACAUGGACAUACUGUGGAGUGUUGUCCUGCUGGUCAUCAUGUGUCUGACCGCAGCUAUAGGCCAUGGUCUCUGGCUCAGGAACCUGGAAGAAGCUUCCUUUCUGAUCCCUGACACCACAUCUCCUGCCCUGGCUGGCUUCUACCUGUUCUGGACCAUGAUCAUAGUACUACAGGUGCUCAUCCCUGUCUCCCUGUACGUGUCCAUCGAGAUUGUCAAACUGGGUCAAAUCUUCUUCAUCCAGAACGACGUGGACUUCUACAAUGAGUACCUGGACUCCAGGAUCCAGUGUCGAGCCCUGAACAUCACAGAGGACCUGGGUCAGAUCCAGUAUGUGUUCUCAGACAAGACUGGCACACUGACGGAGAACAAGAUGGUGUUCCGGCGUUGCACCAUUGCUGGGGUGGAGUACCCCCACGAGGAAAAUGCGCGGAGGCUUGAAGUGUACAAGCAGGAAGAGGACGAGGCGAUGGGCCGCUCCCACACGCUCAAGUCACGUGCCAGCGCCAAGUCCCUGAGCUGCAAGUCGCUCAGCUGCAACCGCAGCUCCGUGUCCCUGCACACACUGACAGGCCACUCAGAAGGGGAGGGGGAGGAGACCCCCAGCCCCACCCUGCCCCGACAUAGCGCCUUCAGUAGCCCUAUGGAGAAGGAUGUAGUCCCGGACCCUUUCCUGGUGCAGAAGCUGAACUGUCUGUCCUCCCCGCUCUUCCUUUUGGCGGACGCCAGUAUGGAGCUCACCUACAUCGUGGACUUCUUCAUGGCUCUGGCCAUCUGCAACACGGUGGUGGUGUCCUCACCGAACCAACCCCGCCAUGUGGUCCAGGUGCCUGAGGUCCCCCGUACCCCCCUUAAAUCCCUGGAGGACAUCAAGAUGCUGUUCCAGCGUUUCAGCCUCCCCCGCUUCUCCACACUCUCUCCUCCACACACUACAGAGAGCCCUCGCAGCUUCACCGGCAGGCUCUUCGCCAGGGGCAAGCCAGCCUCCUUCACCCCCAGCCCUUCCCCUAUCCCCACCAAGAGGGGUACAGAUCCAGACGGGGAGCCUAACUUUGAGGCCUCCAUCCUGAUUAUCAAACCAGGGCUGGCUGGACCCCCUGGAGAGGAUGGGGACCAAGGGGAUGAGGAGGGAGAACAUGGCUCUUGGAAAGGCGAAGAGGACAAGAUUGUACAACUCAACCCAGGGGCCUGGAGCGGGCUGGAGAACUCUAACGGAGCCCAAGACCCUCCCGGUGAACUUGGGGCAGACGAACUGAUCUAUGAGGCGGAGAGCCCGGACGAGGCGGCACUGGUCCACGCGGCAAGGGCCUACCACUGCACCCUGCGGGGACACUCGUUUGCGCGCCUUCUGGUGGAGCUGCCGGGGAUGGGCAGCCUGGCCGUGCGCCUGCUCCACAUCCUGCCAUUCGACUCCACCCGCAAGAGGAUGUCUGUGGUGGUCCGCCACCCACUCACCAAGCAGGUGGUGGUCUACACCAAGGGUGCCGACUCUGUCAUCAUGGACCUGGCAGAGUCACCUAAAGGUGCUGAGCAGUCAGAGAGCAGGCAGGGUCACAUCAGAGAACAAACCCAGAAACACCUAGACAACUACGCCAGGGAAGGCCUUCGCACCCUCUGCAUCGCUAAAAGGGUUUUGGAAGAGGAGGAGUAUGAGGUUUGGUUGAAGCGUCAUGCAUUUGCGGAGACCAGUAUAGAGAACAGAGAGGAGCUUCUACUGGAGUCUGCACAAAGACUGGAGACCAACCUGACUCUACUGGGGGCAACAGGGAUAGUGGAUAGACUCCAGGAAGAGGUCCCAGAGACCAUCGAGGCACUACAGAGAGCAGGGGUCAAAGUAUGGGUCCUCACUGGGGACAAACAAGAGACUGCCAUAAACAUUGCCUGUGCCUGCAAACUACUCAGGUCCACAGACCACCUGCUGACUGCUAAUUGUGGUAGCAAGGAGGCGUGCAGGGCCUUGUUGUUGGAGCUGCGGGCGGAGAUGGAGUGCGGAGAGGCAGCUGAGGGUACGUCGGGCUUCACCCUGGUUGUAGACGGGCGUACGCUGGAGUUUGCCCUGCAGGAGGACCUGAAAGGGGACUUCCUGGAGCUGAGCCGGUGCUGCAGGGCCGUGAUCUGCUGCCGCUCCACCCCCCUGCAGAAGAGCCAGGUGGUACGGCUGGUACAGGACCAGCUCCAAGUCAUGACCCUCGCCAUAGGUGAUGGAGCCAAUGAUGUCAGUAUGAUCCAGGUAGCAGAUGUUGGCAUUGGGAUAUCUGGCCAGGAGGGCAUGCAGGCUGUGAUGUCCAGUGACUUUGCCAUCUCCAGGUUUAAACACCUUCGCAAGCUGCUGUUGGUCCAUGGCCACUGGUGCUACACACGCCUGGCAAACAUGAUUCUCUACUUCUUCUACAAGAAUGUGAUGUAUGUUAACCUGCUAUUCUGGUACCAGUUCUUCUGUGGAUUCUCGGGGAGUGUUAUGACCAACUCCUGGGUGCUCAUCUUCUUCAACCUCCUCUUCACCUCUGUCCCUCCCCUUCUCUACGGGAUCCUGGACAAAGACGUGUCUGCAGACACCCUCAUUAAGUUACCGGAGCUCUACAAAUCUGGACAGAAUUCCAAGGCCUACCUCACUUCUACCUUCUGGCUGACAAUGCUGGACGCUAUUUACCAAAGCCUUGUCUGUUUCUUUGUUCCUUACUUUGCAUACGCAGGGUCGGAUGCAGACAUGCUCUCCUUUGGUUCUCCCAUCAAUGCCUCGUCCCUCCUCAUUAUCCUACUGCACCAGGUCAUCGAGAGCCGCACACUGACAUGGCUACAUGCCUUAUUGCUGAUGGGUAGUGCUCUCUUCUACUUCUCUUUCACCCUGGUCUUCAGUGUGGUGUGUGUGACAUGUAGCCCCCCCAACAAUCCCCUUGGUGUGGACAAGCUACAGAUGUCCCAACCACUCUUCUACGGAGUGUGUGCCCUCACCACCAUACUGGCACUGCUACCAAGAUUCCUGUUCCAGGCCCUGCACAACAGCAUUUGCCCCUCUGACACAGUGAAGGCUGCUCUGAUGGACCAGCUCAAUCCAGAUGACUACUGUAGAAGGAUGCAGCGCUGGAACCAGACCCAGGCCCAGAGUAAAACCAGAAGUCUCGUCAUCAACGUGGAAGACUCAGACAUCAAGGUCCCUGACCCUGACUUCAGACUCCCUUCAGAGCUGAAGGAAGGCAGUGCUACCACUGGCUCUUUGCUCUCCUGACCUCACAGAGGCUACAGGCGGUGGCUACCACAGGAGGUUGCUGAGGGGAGGACGGCUCAUAAUAAUGUCUGGAAUGGAGUGAAUGGAAUGGGAUCAACCACAUGGAAAACAUGUUUGAUAUGUUCCAUACCAUGCAUUAAUUAGGUUCCAGCCAUUACUUUGAGCCUGUCUUACCCAAUUAAGGUACCACCGGCCACCUGUGGUGGCUACAGUGGGAGGCUGCAGGGUUCAACCCUAACACCCUUCCAAACUAGCUGUCUUGCAUGGGUUGCUCACUGAUGAUGAUGGUUAAGAACACCAUGCUGUCUAUCCAUGGGAAAGAGAUGGAUAUGUUUCUCACAUGUGCCUAGAGUUGCAUUAACAUGGAGUCAUGGAUGUAUAGCCUCUCCUGGUACUUGAGAAAAGAUUGGUGAUGUGGACUUUUUGUAUUUUUUCUUAUGUAACCUUUAAUUAACUAGGCAAGUCAGUUAAGAACAAAUUCUUGAAACGAUAUGCUGGAGUGUGUGCAAUGUUUGGAAUGUGUUUACAAUCCUUGAGCUGCGUACACUUCUUUGUAAAGUUAGCAUCAAGCUAUGUCUAGUUUUGUGUUUACGCACAUCUCUUUGUUGUUGGUGUUUCUUAAACAAACACACCAAAAUGAAAUUGUGAACAACGCAUAUUAUUGCAUAUGAACCUGGGAGACGGGGAGGUCACAUAGAGUACCAAAGUCAUAAUACCCAUAAAAUGGUUCCAAUCGUUUUUCCGCCCUUCAUUUUUCUCAUAGGAGAUUUUAGAAACACUUAAAAUAAGAGCUGUGUUUCACGUCACCCUGGUGUGACGUUUUGAUAACCGUGUAAAUCUCUCUAGGACAACAAGUGACUUUUUAUCAAUAUAUUCACAUGUAUUUACUUCCCAAAAAUGAAAUGCUAAUUAGUUGCUAAUGUGGCUAUCAUAAAGAACUACAAAUGCCAUGGUGAUCUGGAUGAACUAUCUGUCAGCUAAAUUUAGUAUUGAAUAAAUUGGUUACAUUUAUUUAUAUUUACAGUUCUGUGAACUGCCGUGUGCAAGUUUUAAAUUUACACAAUACCUGUUAGCAAAGGUGUCAGCGAGAGAUGACGUGCAGGAGCUUGCAGGGAUUUGUAGUUUUGCAUAAUGGCUACUUUGAUGCUAAUUAGCAUUUUCAAAUCUGAGAGUAAAUAGAGAUGAAUAUAUUGAUAAAAGUCACCUUGUUGGAGAGAUUUACAUGGUUAUCAAAACGUCACACCUCGGUAAGCUUAAACAAAACACAAUCCUUAUUUUAAGCGUUUCUAAAAUUCCCCAUGGGAAAAAUAAAUGGUGGAAAAACUUUUCACCGCUAGGUUUUAUUGGUAUUAUGACACCCCAAUGCAGAGCUCUAUAGUUGGGCAAAAUCCAAAUGCUGUACAGUGGCCUUACCCUCCUAACUACUGAUCUCUGUGGCUUGUGUAGGUGAUAACAGUAUGUAAAUGUAUGAAUCACACUUGAAUCUAUUUUGACAGGAGUUUACUUGGAUUUGGCAUGGACCUGACAUUUCCCACCACUAUUACCUACCAACCCGCACUUAGCUGUAGUCAUGUUUGGUAAAGGAGCCUUGAAGUCCAUUUAAACAUGGGCUGUAUUGAUUUAUUUAACCUUUAUUUUCUUAUUGAGGUACAAUCUCUUUUUCAAAAGAGACCUGGCCAAAGGGCAGCAUACGUUUAGUUAGAAGACAAGGACCAAAAUGCAAUGUAAAUGUACACACUGGAAAUUGAAAAUGUAAUGUGGGAAGAUGAUAGAGAUCCUGGGGCUUCUAAAGCAAGACAACCAAAAGUGCAACUUAAUAGGCUUAAGUACAGGAAGAGGGUUCAGAUAUGGCCCUCCUGUAUGUGAAGUAGGCUUUAUAAAUGUUCUCUUGAGUUUGCCUGGACAAUGCCAUUGCCAUUUAUAUCUGCUUCUGAGAAGUGACCUCAAUGCAACUGGCUCUACCACAUGCAAAUCUUCUUUAGAUCAAUUAAUCCUUAGUAUUUUAUGUGUUUAAAUUAUACUCUUUUUUUAAAUUGUUUUUUACAGUAAAAUCCUGCUUGUCAAAUCCUACGCAACAUGGAAAAGGCAGCUGAUUUGACCUAUAGUGAAAUUUUAAAAGCGAUGAUUAUAAAUUAGUUGUGAACUUGUUUAUAAUAAAAUCAUUAUUUUAUACCAACUCA
Messenger RNA from Oncorhynchus masou masou (cherry salmon), 7157 nucleotides. Its product is annotated as phospholipid-transporting ATPase VD-like. Bases 811 to 4977 code for a protein of 1388 amino acids. NCBI's taxonomy places the organism in Eukaryota, Metazoa, Chordata, Actinopteri, Salmoniformes, Salmonidae. The record is from RefSeq and is a predicted model, not a curated record. Gene Ontology annotation, cellular component: plasma membrane. The transcript is spliced from 21 exons. Gene Ontology annotation, biological process: phospholipid translocation. Gene Ontology annotation, molecular function: ATPase-coupled intramembrane lipid carrier activity; ATP binding; ATP hydrolysis activity.